Molecule: messenger RNA, 1741 nt
Organism: Anopheles darlingi
Lineage: Eukaryota; Metazoa; Arthropoda; Insecta; Diptera; Culicidae
Product: SAM50-like protein CG7639
Exons: 6
Coding region: 200-1528 (442 amino acids)
Biological process (GO): mitochondrial respiratory chain complex assembly; protein insertion into mitochondrial outer membrane
Cellular component (GO): outer membrane; SAM complex
Source: RefSeq, a predicted model, not a curated record
GUCAUCAAGAACGAUGUAAACAAAGGAUUACGGAACCGCGGAAACGGAACCGCUUGGAGCCUCGAAAAUCGCUUAUCUUCCGCGUCCAAAUCAAGUUUGCUAGCCCGAAAAGGCGUCGCACCAAGUGGCCCCGCAGGCUCGUCGCUAGCCGGCAAUCCGUUGACCCGUUCAUAGCGUUACAUAACGUGAAUCCGGAGCUAUGGGCGGCAAGUCGUCAAAGGUUGAGCCUGGAGACAGGCAGCCGGAUUUCACGAGAUUCAAAGCGCGAGUGGAUCAUGUGAAGAUCGGUGGACUGGUACGCACGCACGAUGACUACGUUCAGCGGGCUGCCCGUCAUCUCUUCAAGGCGAAGAACUUCCAAGAAGUGAUCCUUGAAACCGUCACUGUAAAGGAUGAGCUGCUCCGCCUGGGAAUCUACAAAACGCUCAACAUCCACAUCGACACCAGCAAAGGAGAGGGCGCGAGCGCCAACGGGUACACGGUAGCCUUUGAAGGUGAAGAGUUGUCACGCAUUACCGGGAACGUUGGUGUCGAAGUGGGUCAAAACGAUGGCGCUGCAACGACAGAGUUGGUCACACCGAACCUUUUCGGUCGCGGUGAACGAUUGAGCCUUAACUAUAGCCACAGUUAUGUGCGCAACAGUGUACUUAACCUGAAGCUUACCAAACCCUACCUUCACACAAAAGUCGGAGACUAUGAACCGGAGACGUCGAUCACGAUGUUCAAAACUUCUUCACCCUCGCCGUGGUCCAAAUAUCGCAGCGAGGAUGCUGGUGUGCUGCUCGAUUUCUCGUUCCUGCUGCCGGUCUUAAACUUCAGCAACAGCUUGCAGUACGAGCUAGGCAUGAAGGAGCUAUUUGCGCUCGAUAAGCAGACGCCUUUCUUCGUGCGUGAAAACUGUGGCCCAAGAUUGGUCUCAACCAUUCGCUACAUUGGCCAGUACGAGGGACGCGAUGACAACGUGUUCCCCAGUUCCGGCGCUUUCCUGAAGGGCACUACCGAGCUGAUCGGUAGUCGACUCUCGGAGACGGGCAUCGUUCGGCAGGAUGUGCAUGCGGAACUGAAUGUACCACUAUUUCUGGGACUUUCGGCGCAGCUGUGCGGUCGUGCCGGUAUCACGCUGUACGAUCGCAAGAAGGAAAAGCUACCGAUCAAUACGCUGUUCUUCCCCGGUGGUCCUCAAUCGCUCCGUGGGUUCGAGAUUGCCGGAGCUUGUCCUCGGCGCGACGGAGUGGCCGCCGGUUGCCAAUCCUACUGGACCGGUGGGUUACAUCUCUGGUCUCCAUUGCCAUUUAAUCAGUACUUUGGUGGCUUCGGUAGUCUGUUCCGGGUGCAUGGGUUCUAUAAUUUUGGAACUUGCGAUACCUUCACCACCGAUAAACUUCGCAGUACAGCCGGUAUUGGGAUUGCGUUCCGGAUGGGUAGCAGGGCCCGCAUCGAGUUCAAUUACUGUCAGCCACUGUCCUACGAGGCCGGUGAUCGGUUGGUAAAAGGAUUCCAGUUCGGUAUCGGAUACGAGUUCAUCUAAGUCAACGACUUCCGACCUACGGAAAUGGAAGAAACGCUUCCUUGCCUAUCACAAACAGUCCUUUCUUAUCACAGACGGUAUUCUUUAAUGCAUUUUGAUUUGUUGUUUUCCCCCGACCUUCCCAACUGUGGAAAACUUUCUGUUGCCUCCCUUCUCUUUGUCUAGAAAGUUGUUUAGUAAGAAUGAGUUGAAAAUGAAAACCAUGAAUACAUC